This is a messenger RNA of Closterium sp. NIES-65, 2469 nucleotides long. Lineage: Eukaryota; Viridiplantae; Streptophyta; Zygnematophyceae; Desmidiales; Closteriaceae. The record is from the annotation of a GenBank genome assembly.
AUGGCAUCCUGCGGUCUGAUUUCCGCGUCCCUUCGCGUCGCCCCGUCCCUUGCUCCCGCGACUGGUCUCCCCUCGGCUUCACGACCCUCCGUGAACAGCCAAUCAGCAUGCGCGAGGACGUCCGUGAUCCGCGUUCGCAGUAGCAUGAAGACGGAAUCUUCCGACUUUUCAAGGGGUCCCUCAUCUGUCAUUGCCAAGAUGGCAGUCCCCGCCGUGCUUGCCGCUCUCCUCGCCAUGCCGCUCUCCCCCGCAGCCGCGUCGGCAGCAGGAAUUAACGCCGUCGCCGUACUGACGGGGAGCUCCGGGGUUUCCGGGACCGUCACAUUCUCGCAGGAGGGAUCAGGCCCCACGGAAGUGAGUGCGACAGUGGCAGGGCUGACUCCAGGCCUGCACGGCUUCCACGUGCACAAGCUGGGAGACCUCUCCAACGGCUGCAUGUCCACUGGCCCGCACUUCAAUCCGGCGGGCAAGACCCAUGGAGCACCAGGGGAUAGUGAGAGGCACGCAGGAGACCUUGGAAACCUGGUGGCGAAUGAGUCUGGUGUGGCAACUGUGUCUCUGACUGACCUCCAGAUUCCUCUCUCGGGUCCCAACUCUGUUCUUGGCCGUGCUGUUGUCGUGCAUGCUGAUGCGGAUGACUUGGGCAAGGGUGGUGUUGAGCUGAGCAAGGCCACGGGCAAUGCUGGUGGCAGGGUGGCAUGUGACCCAUUCCUGCUGGGAUGGCAGGAGACCUCCUUCACCAACUUCCCCGCGCCCUUUUGGAACGUCGCCGUCGGCCGGCCGUGCCCAGGCAACACCUCCGACCUGCCGUACGCGGGCGUCUCCUGCAACGACCAGGGCUACGUCAUCUCCGUGGAUCUGAGCUACCCGUCGUUCCCGGCGGGCGUGCCCAAGCUGCAGGGUGGCUUGGACUGGAACAUCUCGGGAGUGCUCUUUCUCGAGCGCCUCGACGUCUCUUACAACCUUCUUGAGGGCCCUCUGCCGCCGCAGCUGGGGCUGGCACCGAGUCUCAAGUCGCUGAACCUGGAGGGCAAUCAGCUGAACGGCACGCUCGACGACAUGCUCUGCUACCUCGACAAGCUCGAGUGCCUCCAUCUCGCCAACAACAACUUCAGCGGAAACCUGCCCUGGUGCUUCAAGCGGUUCCCCUGCCCCGACUUCGCGGGCAACCCAUACCUGAACACCACCGGAUGCUUGAAUGUGAAGGACAAGAGCUGUCCCAACAUCUACACGCCGGACGCAACUCCACCACCCCCGGGGGCCACGGGGCUGGGCGUGGGAGCCGUGAUCGGAAUCGUCUUUGGCGCGCUCGCGCUGUUCGCGCUGUGCGUGGCGCUCUUCUUCUACGUGCGCUUCAAGCAGGAGGAGAAACGCAAGCGCGAGGAGGCAGAGAGGCUGGCGCAGGACAUUGAGACCCAAAUCUCCACCCGUCACUUCGGCACUCUGAGGCGGUUCUCAGUGGACGAGCUGUCCAAGGCCACCAACGGGUUUGAUGAUGACAACAUGCUAGGCGAGGGCGGGUUCAGCAAGGUGUACAAGGGCAAGCUGGAGGACGGCAAGUUCGUUGCUGUCAAGAGGAUCAAGGAGGAGAAGAAGUCGGGUGGAGAGCUCAUGUUCCUGUCGGAGGUGGAGCUGAUCAGCCGAGCCGUGCAUCGUAACGUCAUGCACUCAGAGGGCUUCUGUGUGGAGAAGGGCGAGUGCAUGCUCGUGCUGCCUUUCUAUGCUAAUGGCUCCGUGGCCUCCCGCACUCAAGGCAAGGAGGGUAACCCCAUGGACUGGCACACACGCAUGAAGGUGGCCCGCGGCGCAGCAGAGGGCAUCGCAUACAUGCACACCGACUGCAACCCGAAGCUCAUUCAUCGCGACAUCAAGGCCGCAAACGUGCUUCUCGACGAGAACGAUGAAGCAGUCAUUGCUGAUUUCGGGCUGGCCAAGGAGAUGGACGUGCAUGAGAGCCACGCGUCCACUGCUGUGAAGGGCACCAUCGGGCAUAUCGCCCCAGAGUACUUUGUGAGCGGGCAGUGCUCGGAGAAGACGGACGUGUACGCGUUUGGAGUGUUCCUCCUGGAGCUCGUGUCGGGCAAGGACGUGUUUGAGCUCACUCUGCCGCCCGAAGCGGAGGAGCUGCUGCUCAGGGACUGGGUGGCCAACAUGCUCCGUGACGGCAAGAUCCCUGAGUUUGUGGACAACGACCUGACGCGAUUGGGCUACGACGAGGCUGACGUGGCAAAGAUGCUCCAGGUGGCACUGCUCUGCAUGAAGCACGAUGCGGUGGAUCGGCCAACCAUGGAUGAGGUGGCAAAGAUGCUCUCUGGAAAGGCCCUGGCGGACAAGUGGGAGAAGUGGCAGGAGGAGGCGGCGAAAAUGUCUGGCGAGGAUGUUAUGGCGGUGGUUAACACGCCUGCUAUCUGGGAGAACACCACCACGGGUAUCUCGCUCGAUGCUUUCAACCUGUCCGGGCCGCGUUAG